AUGUAUCACCACUCCCUCGACCCCCCCGAAGAGGCGGAUGCAAAUGCCAGAAUGCGUGUCCUCGAGGACAAGACCAUGGAGGAAGUGCUGCACCAGCCAGACUGGCCAAUCGGUAACCAGGCUGAACGCCGGAAGCCUUCCCUCGCCGGGGUUGCUCGAAUUGACAAUAUCCCCUACUCGCUCACUCGUCCAGAAGUGAUCCAGAUGUUUGGGCGAAGUGGGAACCUGAUCCCGGAGUCUCAGUGCCCAGUUCAUAUCAUCAUGGAACGCUCUACUGGAAAGACAAUGUGCUGCUUUGUGGAAUUUGAGGACCGCGAGAGCGCGCAGGCCGCAGUGGAUCGUUUGAACGCUACGACUAUGUCUCAAACCGGCCCUCGUAUGGGAAAUCGCCAUAUCGAUGUUACCCUGAGCAGCCAGCAAGAGCUGAUGCAGGCUCUUUUCCCCAGGGCCAAGUGCGUUGACUGGGUAGGUGAUCGCUUUGUUGCCCGUGACAAGCUUCCAACUGAGUGGUGGUCGACUGGCUUUGAUGGAUUCAUUACAGAUGAGGAGUUGUUCUGUGUGAUUCGGCACGCAAAAGAGCCGCACCGAAGCGCAUUUGCAGGAAAAGUGCCUCAGCGCACUUAUGAGUCCCUCAUCAGCACCAUCUGGAAGUUCCCAUGGUAUGCCACUAGCAUGUACACCGUGCAUGCUCGUAAUCAACUGUUCGACGCCUUGCUGGCGAUGGUGGAGCUCCUAUAUCAUCGCAUUGGAAACUCUCGUACCGUCGGCCUGGACUACCGUCUGGUUUCGGAAAUGAUGCAGACCGGUCUCCGGUGCCCUGGUUUUAAUCCCCGCAUGAAAUUUGCAAUGAUCGAAGCUGGCAGAGAUCACCUUACUCUACAACGCAUGUCGCGUGAUGCCCUCUCGCUGUUUCCAUUUGAUACUCUGACCUGGUUGGCUCCCUACGACGUUGCUUCCUUAGCGUUUUAUGGAUCACUGAUGAGCCGUGGCCGUGCUUCUCAAACUGAGAAACAGGGAUUGGAGAAUCGCCACACUAAUUCCAACUGGAUCCGGCCCUACGGUCCGCAGCUCUUUGCAUGGGGAGAAAAAGCCGCAAAGAGUAAGACUUUUGCUGAGGCAGUUGCCUACGAGUUGGGUAUUUUCCGCUCUAUCAUCAUCGCUGGCCAUGGAAACGACGGUAGUCACUCCCGUGUCUCCUCAAUCGGGACUGCGCCGCCCAGCAGUCCUCACCGUGCUGCGCCACCGUCUUCGACUGUGCCUCACACUGCGUCGAACACCACGCGACCUGGCAAUAUCGAAUCCCUGAACACAUAUGUUGACUCCUGGUCUAACACCACCGACGAUUUUCUUCCUCCUUACCACACGUCCAGCCAGAGCUGGGACCCCUCCGUUUCUACUUCUGCUACGAACAGCCGCCAAACUGCUCUUUCUCCAAGCAUCUGCCAAAACCGAGCCCCCCGCCCUAACGGUAAAAGCCAUAAGUAG
Penicillium atrosanguineum is the source of this 1485-nucleotide messenger RNA. RefSeq lists its product as uncharacterized. NCBI's taxonomy places the organism in Eukaryota, Fungi, Ascomycota, Eurotiomycetes, Eurotiales, Aspergillaceae. The transcript has 5 exons. The record is from RefSeq and is a predicted model, not a curated record. Bases 1 to 1485 code for a protein of 494 amino acids. Gene Ontology annotation, molecular function: RNA binding.